UAAUGAGUCUGUGCACAAUUUUUUUGAUGAUCGUUCACCUUGAUCCAACCUCCAUCCCACUCCUCAGCUGGCUGUACAGUGAGAUCAGCAAUUGCGGCUUCCCUCGUUUACCAUGUUACAAUAGCAUUCGACUACGAUGAAUCCUGUUUGGAUAGUAAGCACGCGAGCUUCGUGUUUGCAUCCUCGAAGCGUUCUCCGACCAUGCCUUAACAUAGACAGCCUCACUGCACGGCUCGCGCAAACCUCUAUUUGGACACACUCCGUUUCGUCGGUACCUGUUAAAAGCAAAGAAACCAGACUUGGGGGGCAAAGGGCGACAAAGCCAUGGCAGUACUCCAAUGCAGCCUUCAGACUUCCAGUAGCAAUCAGGUCGUUUGCAACGCAACGGAUAAUUCGGCAUUUCGACAGUCUCCCAGUAGACUAUAUGGAUGAAGAUGGACUUAAAUUCCGGAUUAAAGACCUUUCAAGGGAAGAGACGCAUGCUGUCUUCGGGAAGAAGAUGAUCGAUCCGGAUACUGCGAAUCGAAUGCUACGGGUUCUACAUGGCAGGAGAGUUGCAGGCACAUUAGGAGAUCCCUCAUAUACGAGCAGUACAUACGAAGCAAAGGCCAUUGAGACUGGGUUGAAAUGGCUUAGGAAAAAUGUUCCGGUCAACGAGAUUGAGUGUGCUGGCCUGAGGGCAGAGAAGGAAUUGGCAGAGAUGGAACAGGAUAUUGUCUCUGAUACUGAGAGACUGGGCCUCUACCAGCCUAAUUCUGGUGGCGGUAAUGUCUAUGGAGACAGCGUCAUUGAUCAGGUACGGAGAGCUAAAGAGGCAAAGCUUGAUGUCAAGGAGAAGGCUAAGAAGGAGCGGCUGAGCCAAGCAGAUGAGAUCAGACAGAAUACUGGCACAUUACAAACAAUCCGUCCUCAAUCUCAGGUGGAGCUCAGACGGCCAGGCGAGAACCCUCGUCUGAAGUACUAUAUCGAGCGGGCAAAGGUUGCGCCAGAUACACCACCAGAAAUGACCAAAUGGGAACGUCUCUGGCCAUCAGGACUACUUGCACUUGCUGUCAUCGUCGGCUCUGUAAUCUUUACAACAGUCUAUACGCCACCCCGAAGAGAGUCCAGGGCAUGGCCAGACAUGCCCCCAUCCGCUGCAACAGUGAUCAGCAUCAUUCUUCUUAAUACUAUCAUCCUCGGCGCCUGGCGUAUCCCCCCCGCCUUCCGUGUCCUCAACAAGUACUUUCUCGCUCUCCCCGGCUAUCCUCGCGCCCUCGCUGUGAUCGGUAACAUCUUCUCGCACCAGACCAUCGGGCAUUUCUCUGUGAACAUGGUCGUACUAUGGUUUGUAGGCGUACGUUUACAUGACGAGAUUGGUCGCGCGAAUUUCAUAGCUAUCUAUCUCUCCGCUGGCGUAUUUGCUAGCUUUGUCUCUCUUGCCUCCUGGGUCUUACGUAACAACUUUGUAACAUCGUCCCUCGGCGCUUCAGGUGCUAUCUGUGGUCUUGUCGCGACAUAUCUCUUACUAAAUAGUGAUGAUAAAGUCACACUUUUUGGUGUCUUCCCACCCAAGGAUUGGCCGUCAAUUUCGUCGCUUAUGCUUUUAGGGUUAAUGGUUAGCACAGAUGUUUUUGCUGUGUGGAAAGGAAGAAAGGUUACUAUGAUUGCUGUAGAUCAUUGGGCACACCUGGGAGGGUAUGCAGCAGGUGCAGCUGCCGGUGGCGUGAUAAGGAGACAACAGAGGGAGAAGAAGGAGAGAGAGAGAGAGAGGAGAGAAAGAAUCUGGGUAUUGUAGUCCCUUGCUCUUAUUUGUAAAUAGGAUGUAUUACUCUAGGGAAAGUGUAUAGAGUCAUACGGCGAACCUAUGCUAGUUCGCUAGCGGCCGCAUCUCUCCUACUUAUACUCGAGGCUCCUUAGGAACCUCUUCCUCUUGCUGUCUUUUCUACUUUGUAUUGUAGCUACUAAUGAAUCUUCGUUGUGCUGUCACACUCAGAACUGCGCCCUAGACUGCGCCUCAGAGCCAGUAGAUCGAAGGCCGCUAGCACACAGUAAACACGGUUCUGAGUAUAAGGCGAAAUUUGCUCCAAUCGCACGUUCUUGACUUCUAUAGAUAUGGAAAGCCACGACAGUGAAAGUUGCCUGCACGCAAACCGGAUAUAGCGAUAUUAAGUGAUGGAAAUAGGAUUACCUGAGGCUCAUCUUACAAUACAACGCCGCUGCGCACCUCACAGCACCUACUAAAAGUACCGAACUAAAUGCGAGAUACAUAACUGUUAACCUCUAUUCCCACCCUACUUCACCACACUCCCCUUUCCAUCAGUCAAUCGCAUCAAUCAUACUAUCAAACCGAGACCUCGCCUCCUCUGUCCAGCACUCCACUCAACUGCCCGGCUAUCCGUCGUGACCCCUCUUCGCAUCCGUCAAUUAUUAUUAUUUCUUAUCACUCCAGUAUCCAAUUGCUUAGUGUAUUGAUCUCUCAGCUGCCGCAAGUGAGGUGGUAGGACCGCGCAGCCACGCCAGAAAGAAGCAGACUAUUGUAAAGAAGAUGUUAAGCGACAAUUAAAAGAUUACAGCCGAAAAGCUAGCCAAACGUGAUUACUCUACUUUCAACGAUGAUUUGAAGGGAAAGUUGCCUAAGUUAGAGCAGUUAGCAAAUAAGGAGUUGAUGGUUUUUCGCUUAAGGAUUUGGGGGCUACUGUUAAGGCUGUUUCGCAACCAUAGAAGUAUCAUUCUAGACGGUCUCGGGACAAAGGAGUAG
Cadophora gregata is the source of this 2740-nucleotide messenger RNA. RefSeq lists its product as uncharacterized. Bases 137 to 1777 code for a protein of 546 amino acids. The record is from RefSeq and is a predicted model, not a curated record. Gene Ontology annotation, molecular function: serine-type endopeptidase activity. The transcript has 3 exons. Gene Ontology annotation, cellular component: membrane. Lineage: Eukaryota; Fungi; Ascomycota; Leotiomycetes; Helotiales; Ploettnerulaceae.